AUGGCCGACUCUAUUACCGACUCUGGAGUCGUGGACGAGUUCGCGCAGACACGUGGCGCUGAUGAUCUGUUCGAUGACGAGAUUAUCCCCGUUCCUGAAGAGCAACAGCAACAACCGCAUCCGGUAACUGAACCGUCCAAGGAGGUGCACGAUAAGCCAGAAAUCGACACGCCUGCAAUACGUGCAGAUUCUCCGAGACAUUCGCGUGCGAGUGAAAGAGGGAGGGGCCGCGGUAGAGGCAGAGGACGCGGAGGGAGGGGAUCGCAACAUUCUGGCCAGAGGCGCACGGAGAGUGAUGCGAAAAAUAGGCAAAUAGAAAGCGGUGCUGAAGAUGAAGGGAAGAACGCGAAGGAUACGCCACGUGGUAAAUCGGCUGAAGGAAAGGAAUCGCCGAACGAAGUGGGUAGUACUACGUCGAACGGGCCUGACACUCCACGAGUGCCGGCUGUUCGGGGAGAUAGGAGUGCCACCGGUGGUAUUAAGAAGCCGAAACUUACGGAGGAAGAACUAUCCCAGCGCAUGGCUGCGGCUAAGCUGAAUGCCGCCAAAGUCGCAGCGGCGCAUGCUCGCGCUGAAGCAGACCAGGCGUCCUUUCUUGAACGAGAGAAAAUUGCAGCGGAGAAAAGACGCAAGGAAUUUCAGAAUCGCCGUAUAAUGGAUAAUGAACGAGAGCGAAACCGACAACGGAAACUCGAUGCCUUGAAAGGGCGUGAGUGGGAUGUUGUCAAGCGAGAAGAGGAUUAUAAUCCUCGUGGGGGUGGGAGCCAAUUUCGAAGAGGCAUGCACGGGGGAGUCUCUGGAUAUGCGCGUCGUGACUACGAUGAUAGUCGCUCAAAUGAUGAAACAUCUCACAGCGACCAUAGCUAUCAUCGAGGCCGAGGCCGUGGAGGAAGAGGUGGGAGAGGACGUCGAGGGCUUCGUGGGUCACGGGAAGAUGCGUUACCCCCUAACGGCUCACCGAGGGAUCCUGCGACGUCCUCACCCAAACCCGCACAACCCAUCCCUGUUAUUACCAACGAGAGCGAGUUUCCAUCUUUACCAGGAGGUUCUAAGAAAGAAGAGAGUGCUGCUGCCCCGGCAGCAGAAACUGCGGAUUCCCCAUUGUCGCCAGCUACCGGUACAUGGGCAGAACAGGUUGAGGCGAGCCGGGAAUGA
Molecule: messenger RNA, 1155 nt
Organism: Monascus purpureus
Lineage: Eukaryota; Fungi; Ascomycota; Eurotiomycetes; Eurotiales; Aspergillaceae
Source: the annotation of a GenBank genome assembly